Corylus avellana is the source of this 1157-nucleotide messenger RNA. RefSeq names its product SMAD/FHA domain-containing protein. NCBI's taxonomy places the organism in Eukaryota, Viridiplantae, Streptophyta, Magnoliopsida, Fagales, Betulaceae. Gene Ontology annotation, molecular function: protein binding. The record is from RefSeq and is a predicted model, not a curated record.
AUAGUGGAUCCUUCUGUUAAACACAACGAAGAGUUGAAGACUAUGGAGUUGGAAGACGAAGACGGUUCGAGGAUUGCAUUACAAGAUGGCCAGAAGACCGUGUUCGGACGAGGCUUAGGCUUCCACACCGACGACAGAACUGUGUCUCGUCGUCAUGUUCUGCUUGGAGCUGAAACCUCGGAGGACAAGAGCGGGAGCCAAACGGGGCCCAAGGUCUCUUUUGAGGUUGUUGGGAAGAACCCCAUUUGGGUGAGGGAAAGUGGGGGUGGAGAAAUAAGGGUUUUCAGGAGGGGUGAGAAGGGUGAUGCGGCGCCUGGUGAUUGGCUCUGCUUCUCUGGGAGGACACCCACUUGGUUUACUGUCAGGGGAAGUGGGUUUGGAGAGGGAGAGAAGAGGGUUUUGGGGAGUGAGAAUGGGUUGGAUGCGAAUUUGAGAAGUGGGUUUGAGUUUGAUGGGGUUGAUGUUUCGGAGAUUGAUCCCGUUAAAGAGUUUGGUUUUCUUGUGAUGGGGCAUGAGUUUGAUCACUAUCCGAAGCAAAUGAUCCGUGAUAUAAAAAAUUGGGACUGGUUUCUUGAGGAACGUAGAAGAGAUAGUGAUGAUGAUGAUGAUGAGUAUCGCGAGAAGCGGGGAAAGAGGGUUUUGAUGAGAAAGAGAAGGAAAGCUGAAGGCAACGAUGAUGAUGAUGACUGGACCAGUGAGAGUGGUGAUGACAAGGAACUUGUUGCAAAACUAAGAAAGGUAGGGAAACCUAAGUAUUCUACAAGAUCAAAAGACUUUGACAAACUUGACAAGGAGGCCAAAGCUAGGAAAAAUUCCUCGCAAAAGAAAACUAGAGGUGCAAAUCAAGAAUAUGUAGAGAAUAAAAAUGAGAAUGAUGAAACACUUGGAGGCUUUAUUGUUGUUGAUGAUGGCGUAGAACAAGGAGAAGAAAUUGACGAAGAUGAAGAGGAGGAAGAGGAAGAAUUUAUUGAAGAUGAUGAUGACGAUGAGGAAGAAUUAGACGAUUAAUGCCAAUAGAAGGAGCAUGUAUAUCUUUUUGUAUGUGUGAUUGAUUAGCUUUGUCAGGUUGGAAAUUUCCUUUUAUGUUGUAAAAGAUGGUGUCUUUUAAAAGCUACAAUGUGCAAAUUAAAAGUCUUUAACAUUAUCUUGCAUUCAAA